CACACAUUUGGUCAUGUCGAAGUUUUGGAGUUUGUUUAUGCUCACUCUUGUUGUUCUCUCAUUUCACUUAUUCUUCCUUGAAGUUGCUAGGUGUCAAUCCGAUUCUGAUCAUGCUGACCUGGUUGUCGAGCCUCUUGCCCAAAGUGUCGAGGAAGGAGGAGAUAUCAAGGUUGCAGGGAAUGAGUAUCAGAAUGUUGGAGGAAGUGUCCGUACAGUUCCUGGUCUGAAGACGGUGUGCGUCUUCCCAAACAACCCUUCAAAAUUGGUGGUAGCAGGGGAAGAGACUGAACUAUUAGUUGGAAUGAAAAAUGAAGGUGAACAAAGCGUGAAACUUCUUGCUAUUCAUGCCAGCAUUCAUCUUCCUAAUGAUCAUCGUCAGUUGGUGCAGGAUCUCUCAGCACAGCCUUUCAAAAAUGCAUCAAUUCCUGCUUCAGCUCAAGCUACUUUUCCUUACAAAUUUGCUGUCAGUAAAUUUCUACAGCCUGGGACCUUUGAUCUUUUUGGAACAAUAGUUUAUGAAGUACAGCAGCGACCGUACCAAAAUAUAUUCUACAAUGGUACUAUUGAAGUCACUGAAGCCGGUGGCCUUGCUAACGUCGAGACUAUAUUCCUUAUUUCUCUUGGGAUUGCCUUACUGGCCCUUUUUGGAUUGUGGGUUCGUGGUCAUAUCCAAAGUCUUUCCAAGAAUACUAAGAGAUCACAAAAGGUCAAAACUGGGUCUAGGGUCGUUAAUGCAUCUAUGGAUGAGUGGCUACAGGGAACUGCUUAUACUCGUCCACAGUCCAACAAACCUAAGAAGAAAAAAUAGAGUAUCAAGAACCGAGCAGCAGAUUAUUGCAACUCUAUCUUCAAGUUAAAACAAGCGCUUUCAGCGGAAAUACCUCAAAAUUACUAGCUGUUUUAUUUCUUCUGUUUUGUUUUAGAUGUUAUGACUUAUGAGCCAAUGUGUAACCUAAAUUAUCUUCUGUGCAAUCCAACCGUUUGGUUUAUUUUCUGGA
Erigeron canadensis is the source of this 998-nucleotide messenger RNA. Its product is annotated as translocon-associated protein subunit alpha-like. Gene Ontology annotation, cellular component: endoplasmic reticulum membrane; endoplasmic reticulum. Lineage: Eukaryota; Viridiplantae; Streptophyta; Magnoliopsida; Asterales; Asteraceae. The transcript has 8 exons. The record is from RefSeq and is a predicted model, not a curated record. The coding region runs from base 14 to 808 and encodes 264 amino acids.